Messenger RNA from Coccinella septempunctata (seven-spotted ladybird), 1980 nucleotides. RefSeq names its product glucose dehydrogenase [FAD, quinone]-like. The record is from RefSeq and is a predicted model, not a curated record. Lineage: Eukaryota; Metazoa; Arthropoda; Insecta; Coleoptera; Coccinellidae. Gene Ontology annotation, molecular function: oxidoreductase activity, acting on CH-OH group of donors; flavin adenine dinucleotide binding. The coding region runs from base 40 to 1887 and encodes 615 amino acids. The transcript has 3 exons.
UAUAUAAGACAGUAAAAAUUUAUUUCAUUGCUCUAAAAAAUGUCGUCUUAUUCUGUCAGAGGAGUAUUUAUUACAAUCUUGGUCUCAUUAUCGAUUGAUAAAUUUGCGUGUAGAAGUGAUGAGAACCCUCAACUUGAUCACUUGGAAACACUGAUCAACAACGCUUUGGAACAAAAAAAAACUUAUAAACCACGUCAAGACAACAGCGAUUAUUUGGGAAAUUACCACAAUGAUAAAACUAUAACUGAUUAUGGAAUCUUUGAAUACAUCGUGGCAGGAGGAGGUUCAUCAGGAUCCGUUAUAGCAACGCGUUUGAGUGAAAUCGAGGGAUGUAAUGUACUAGUCCUGGAAGCUGGCGAUAUGGUGGACGAUUUGGCUGAAAUCCCUUUCAUGUGGCCGCUACUCCAAUAUUCUGACAGAAACUGGGGCUAUUAUACGGUGCCACAAAAAAAUGCGUGCCUUGGUUGGAAGAACCGCCAAUGUCAUUACGCCAGAGGAAAGAUCCUAGGAGGUUCAGGGAGCAUAAACGCCCUCGGUUACAGCAGAGGAAACCAGGAAGACUACAACACGUGGGCAAACGCUGGCAACCCCGGGUGGUCAUUUGAAGAAAUGUUACCGCACUUCAAAAAACUGGAAAAUUUUGAAUCCGAAAAUAUCGAUCUCAGAUAUAGGGGCAAAGGAGGUCCAAUUAACAUAGCUCAUAAAAAGCCCCUUGAAGAUCUCACAGAACUGAAAAACGCGUUCGCGAAACUCCAAGUGGAAUACAAUGCUGAUUACAACGGACAGAAACAGAUGGGGGUGUCUAGGCAGCAACGAACCAUGAAGAACGGUAAAAGAAUGAGUGGGGGUACCGCCUAUGUCCAACCUUCGAUGAAAAGACCAAAUUUCAACGUUACCCUAAAAGCUUUCGUAACAAAAAUUAUAAUAGACGAAAAAACGAAGACUGCGAAAGGCGUCUUAUUCGUCCUGAACGGUAAAAAGUACAGAGCAUCAGCGAGAAAAGAGGUUAUCCUAUCAGCUGGUGCUGUCAAUUCCCCUCAAAUCUUGAUGUUAUCUGGUAUAGGACCUAAGGAGGAACUCGAAAAGCAUUCAAUAAAGGUUAUACAAGAUUUACCGGUGGGGCUUCAUGCCAAAGAUCACUAUUACUUCGGGCUGGAUUUGAGAAGGAAUGACACAAUGGCCAUUCAACCUUACCGACAACUUCUGAAGGAAUAUCUCCAAGGAAAGGGCCUUCUUACCAGCUCCCAAAACACUUGGUCUUACGCGUAUGUUAACACGAGGAAUAAAAAUUCUUCGGUGCCCAACAUAGAGAUCAUCUACAGUUACCAACAACCUGUCGUCGGCAAAGCCCCAGCGGAAUAUACAAAUUAUAUCGAAGAAGUCGAUGAUUAUUACGAAUCGAUCAACGACCAGACAGAUUUCAGAAUGGAAGCCCAUAUGGUCUACCCGAAAUCCGUUGGUAGCAUCAAACUAGCCUCCUCCGAUCCUAAAGAUUUUCCCCUGAUAGACAACGCAAUGCUGUCCCAUAAAGACGACAUCGAGGUUCUUUAUGAAGGUAUACAAGAACUGGUCAAAUUGGCCAAUAUUAUGAAAGUGACCAUCUUGAAAAUGCCCUUUUGCAGACAACAACCAUUCGAUUCUAGAGAAUAUUGGUUAUGUGCUAUAAAAUAUACAGCAAACCAUAUAAGUCACAUUUCUAGUACUGUUAAAAUGGGCCCACGAUCUGACCCUAAAGCUGUUGUUGAUAAUAAGUUGAAGGUUUACGGAAUUAAAAAUCUGAGAGUUGCUGAUUGCAGCAUCAUGCCAACUCCCAUUGCUGGACAUAACCAUGCUGUUGCUCUCGUGAUUGGUGAAAAGGCUGCUAGUUUGGUGAAAAAGGAAUAUUAAAGAAUUGUUUAUAAAAGCGUUUGCUUCCCCGAGAAACUCAAUUAAUUUUUUUGUGAACACUGUAAAGAAUCAAUAAACAUAAGCUUUCAAAAA